Messenger RNA from Uranotaenia lowii, 1608 nucleotides. RefSeq names its product zinc carboxypeptidase-like. The record is from RefSeq and is a predicted model, not a curated record. Gene Ontology annotation, molecular function: zinc ion binding; metallocarboxypeptidase activity. NCBI's taxonomy places the organism in Eukaryota, Metazoa, Arthropoda, Insecta, Diptera, Culicidae. The transcript has 6 exons. Gene Ontology annotation, biological process: proteolysis. Bases 1 to 1254 code for a protein of 417 amino acids.
AUGAAACCUCCAAAAAUAAUACUCGUAGCAUUGUUUUUCACUGCUUGCUCGGGGCAGCUGGUGAGGUACGAUGAUCAUCAAGUUUUUUCAAUCAAAAUUCGCAAUGACGACCAACUUGUUGCCCUUAAGAAUUUAGAAGGCAUUCCCAAUAAAUUUAAAUUUAUUGACGUCCCGAGUGCUAUCAAUUCAACGGUGCAGGUUGUGAUUGCACCUCAACUUCAAAAUGAGUUUGAACACCUAGUGAAGCUUUUACAGUUGGAGGUUUCUCUGGACAUAAGUGAUCUUCAACGGAUUAUCGAUGCCGAACGUCCGCAUCGCAGAAAGCGGGCGGUUGAAUUUGGAUGGGAUGACUACCGGACCCUGGAGGAAAUCUAUGCUUGGGUUGAUGAUCUCGUUCUUCAAUAUUCCGAUAUUCUAACGGUGGAAACGAUUGGUCAUUCGUACGAACAGCGCGAGAUUAAAGUCGUUAAACUGUCGCAUAACCCGAAUAACCCGGGAAUUUUCUUGGAUGCCAAUAUACAUGCAAGAGAAUGGAUUACUUCGGCAACCGCUACAUGGAUCCUGAAUGAGUUGCUCACGUCGGACGAUCCCUUGGUUCAAAAUCUAGCGAAAAAUUUCAAUUGGUACGUAGUACCGGUUUUGAACCCGGACGGAUUCGUCUUUACUCACAGCAUGGACCGUAUGUGGAGGAAAACUAGAACCCCGUAUUCACUGUUUUGCUACGGAGCAGAUCUCAAUCGCAAUUUUGACUUCCAAUGGAACAAUGGUGGAACAUCAUCGAAUCCCUGUUCGGAUAACUACUCCGGCCCACAUCCCGAAUCGGAGCUAGAAGUCAAAACAUUGUCGCAGUACCUUCUGUCCAUUUCGUACAAGGUGACCCUCUACUUAUCGCUUCACUCGGCGGGCCAAUUUGUUAUCGUUCCUUUCGGUUACACCAAUGCUCCACGACCGACCAACGAUGCCCAUCUGAGACAAAUCGGAAGACGUGGAGUGGUCGAUGCCUACGAUAAACACCAAAAGCCGUAUCGGGUGGGUACACCCUCGGAAGUUUUGUAUACCGUAUCCGGGUCCUCUCAAGAUUGGGCCUACAGUGUCGCAGAAAUUCCACUUGCAUACACAUUCGAGCUUAGACCACAAUUGGAUUACACAUUCCGCUUCUUCGUACCAGCCGAUCAGAUCGUUGAAACGUCCGAGGAGAUCCUGGCAGCAUUCAUCGGCAUGAUUGACGAAGCACAAGUUCUCGGCUACUUUUAAACGGAUUAAUGUUAGGUGGUGACAUCAGUUAAAGUGGAUUUUGAUUCGACUAUUUUGUUUGGCUGAAAUAACUCUUAUAUUAAUGCUCAACCUGUCUGGAUUACGUUGUCUUUUUACUUUUACAUUCUAAACGAUUUUAUACCAAUUGUUGAAAAAUUAGGAACAACGAUAAGUAUAUGAAGGCUGUAAACUAUAACAAACAUACACAUGUAUGUUGUUUCAUAAUGAUAAUUCAUUCCGUAUUUUGCGAACGCCCCGUGCUAACGGUCAUAAAUUCACUUUUUCUCACGUCUCACUGCUAAAGCAUUGAACAAGUAAUGCGAGAAACCAGAGAGCCGAUCUGGAAUGAAAACA